This is a messenger RNA of Tripterygium wilfordii, 1829 nucleotides long. RefSeq names its product two-component response regulator ORR23-like. NCBI's taxonomy places the organism in Eukaryota, Viridiplantae, Streptophyta, Magnoliopsida, Celastrales, Celastraceae. Gene Ontology annotation, cellular component: nucleus. Bases 26 to 1678 code for a protein of 550 amino acids. Gene Ontology annotation, biological process: regulation of DNA-templated transcription; phosphorelay signal transduction system. Gene Ontology annotation, molecular function: DNA binding; DNA-binding transcription factor activity. The transcript is spliced from 6 exons. The record is from RefSeq and is a predicted model, not a curated record.
UGAACUGGGAUCUGUUGCAUUGUCCAUGAUUGAAGCUGAAAGAGAAAGAUCAUUCAACCUUGUCAUGGCUAACGUUCAUAUGAUCGAUAUGAACAUCCUCGAAUUUAUCCGAAUCAUGCUUAAGAAGAACAUUCCUGUUAUCUUGACCACAACCAGUGACCAUGCUAAAAUGGCUCUAAAAGGGUUAGAAGAAGGGGCAUCAUAUUUUUAUGAGAAACCAGUGUGUUUGGAUGAGCUUAGGCAUCUAUGGCAGCAUGUGUACAGGAGGAAAAGAAACUUAACAAAAUUGGAAGAAUCAAACAGUGUAGGAGCUGAAAGGGGGAAGCCUGGAAGGAAACCUAAAAAACUAAAGUUGGAAGAGCCUAGUGGUUCAGCUAAGGUUCCGAAAAAGAGAGGUCGAAAGCCGAAGAAUAAGGAGACACAGGUGGAAAAUGUGGAAGUAUUAGAUUGUGGAGCUGGCCAUCAAGAAUUAGCUGAUGAACCGACGGGGAAGAGGAAGGUGUAUGAAGAGGAAGUCCAGAUCAUGAGAGGCAAUGAAUAUCAGAAUAAGAAAAUUAGAGUUGCAGAGACAUAUAAUGGAAGUGGAGACCUUCUGGUGCCUAAUGAUCCAAAAGGGAAAUCGAAGCAAGUUGAAGAAGGAGUGAGACUGAUUGAGGACAAUGACAAGCCAAAAGAAACACAAAACUUUGGCAUUGAACUGAUAAACAAAGACAGAGAAUUUGGAAUGGAGGGGGAGCAGAUUAUUUCCAUGAAUGAAUUAGCGAAGGAGAACGCGGAGAAAGAAAUGAGAGACAAGAUUAUGAUCAUCGCUGGAGAAAAAAAGAAUCGCGUCCUUUGGACGAAAGAACUGCACUUGAAAUUCACAGAAGCUGUGAGCUUACUGGGAGAUGACAAAGCUGUUCCGAAAACAAUACUAGAGACGAUGAAUGCCCCUAAUUUGACUCAUCGCCAAGUCGCAAGCCACCUUCAGAAAUACAAAAAUCAAGUAAGGCAAAUUGGCAACACUGCCACCCCCACCUCCCCAACAGGACCUAAAUCAUCCAGCUUAAACAUAAGUGGAUUUCAACAAGUCCGAGAGAUGACCAAUGUACAGGCACAUGAGCAGAGCCAGGGAGGUUUCAACCUUGGAGGUAACAUAACACAGUCGCAGCAAAAACCAGUCGCAAUGCAUAAGUAUACGUUUCCCGACUUACCGACCAGUUUUAACGAAAGGCUGCAGUUGGCUUCCUCCUACAUUAAUGCACUAAAUCAAAACCAACUGGCGUUGCCAUUUCAAGGACUGGAUAUUAUGUCUGCUAAUGUCUCUUCAAGAAACCUAGUACCAUUGCCAAUGCAAGGAAUGGAUGCUAUACCCGGAAAUGUCACGUUGGGAAACCAACUGCUAAUUCCAACUCAAGGACUGGAUGCUAUGCCUGGACAUGUCUCCCCAAAUAAACCCUCAAUUGCAGAGAAGUAUCUGAUAAACUUCACUGAGGAGAACAAAGACUUAUCAGCUAUCAACGUUCCAGCCGGUCCGUCAGCCGGGCAGGAAUAUCAACAUCAGCAUCAGCAGCAUCAGUCCCUUGACAAUUACUCUGAUAUUCUGAAAUAUAUAGAAGAAGGUGGCAACAACAACAAGAAUUUAGAUUCAGAGGAGAUGGAUCAAUACUUGGAAUGGCUGAACUCGGAUUUGGUCUGAAACAGCACAGUUCCUAAUGGUCAUCUGGUGGAGCAUAGAUUGCGAUUUCUUCCUUGAGCAGGACUCCAAAAUCUUUAUCUUCUGAAAUAUUAUGGAUAAUGUAACUUUUGACCUUUCUAUACAUUAUUUUGGGUAUUAUCAGUUUGUCUUC